This is a messenger RNA of Neospora caninum, 10929 nucleotides long. RefSeq lists its product as hypothetical. Bases 1 to 10929 code for a protein of 3642 amino acids. Lineage: Eukaryota; Apicomplexa; Conoidasida; Eucoccidiorida; Sarcocystidae. The transcript has 9 exons. The record is from RefSeq and is a predicted model, not a curated record.
AUGGGGCCAGGCGCCCCCCGCCAGGUGGUGCUGAGGGACCGGCGACUUUUCUCGAGGGAGACAGAGACAGGGCGAGCGCGGUCAGUGUCGACGAAGGGCCACGCGAGAAGAGAAGAGACAGGCGUGAAGGCGCGCGAGGAGAGAGGGCGAGCGGUGAGAGGGAGCGAGAGCUCGCUCUCGGCUUGCCGCGCGGGGCCCCGGCCGCGAGGAGACAGCGGCGGCGGAACGCGGAGCCCGCCGGAGGAGCUGAAAUGGCGGUCGAGGAACAGCUGUGCGUCUCCGAUUCCGAAACGGGACAGAAGCGGAGGCGACCAAUGUCGAGAACGGCGACUGGGUGGUGGAGUCCCGGUCGCGAGAGACGCGACUUCGCAGAGGAGCCAGACCGGAGAGCGGAGAAAACAGAGUGGGGAGAAAGCAAAUCGAGACCCGAAGGCCUACUUGUUUUCAGCAUAUGAACUUUUGGAUGAAGAAGGCGACAUCGCAAGGAGACACCUCGGCCCCGAAGAGCAGGCCCCGCACGCCGGCUGGCCAUGCUGGCGAGAGGAAACAGGAGAGGGCGUCCGCACCAUUUCCCGCGGGUCCAACCGCUCCUUUUCGGCCUCGCCGCGUCUCCGCCCUUGUGCCUCGUGUUCUCCCCGUUACGGCAGAGCACAGCUAGUUGAACCGGAAGUGUCUCCGCGCCCACAAACGACGCCUGGUCUCCCUGGUGCGUCGUUCGCCCUCGCCGCCCCACACAUCGACCCCACAUGCGUAGUGCACAGUCCCCAUCGCCUGGAGGGACAGGAUCCUGCGAUGCGAGGGCCCCACGCUCGAAGGCGGGCGUCCGUGGAAGUGGGCAUCGAAGACGAGAGGGGAGCCGAGCGGCGAGGAGACACUCAGAGAGAGAGGCCGUGCGGCGUCCCGACGCCUCUCUUUUCUGCUCCGUCGCGCACGACGAAUCCGGCGCAUGCAACAAAGGUCCUCAAAGGCAGGCCUUUCCGCGUGGCGCGUCGCAAGCAGACUCUUUGCAGCGAGGAAGGGAGAGAAGGGUGUUACGCUGAGGGAUCCGAUUGGGAGAAAAAAGACGAGAGAGAAAGCCCGUCUCUGUUUCGGGCCGCAACAGGGCGAAGAGAGAUUGCCUCUCGUGCUCCCCAUUCCGAAGUAGGCAAACCCGAAACGUCUGUCGCGGACAGCGAGGUGGGAGAAGGGCGAAGAAGGAAUCCCGCACUGGCUGCCGGGGCGGAAAGCGGGUGGGAAGAACACGGACAAGGCAGCGGCACGCGCGCCUUGCAGGAGGAUCUUUCUGCCGACUGGGGCCGCUGGCCCUGUCUGGGGGAGCGAGGCGGAAACGGGACUGGUCCGGAUUCUGGAGAGUCUUUACAAGGCUUUGAUUCUGCGCGCGGCGAGAGAGAAGACAGAUUUAUCUCCCCUGCAAUCUCUUCGUCAUCGCUCCCCAGCUAUCAAGAGCUACAAGGGAGGACGCGUGCGCACACGGGAAGUUCUUGCGCGCGGUUGUGGCCGCAAGAAAACACACUUCCUGGAAGCCACCGCCCGUCUGCCUCCCCUUCUCGGCACCCUCUGCGCCAGUCUCCCCUCGAGGCUCAUCGUCUCCCUUCUUCCACCUCGCCUUCUACCCGUGUCUCCCCGCAGAGCCGCUCGCAGCAGCGCGUGUUCAGCGAGUCGGAACGGCGAACGGAAGAAGGCCGGGCGGAUGUGAGUGAGAAGUUGGCGGCGUUGGUGCAGGAAGCGAAAGCCUUCCAGAGUGGCGAGAACUUGAAUCAGUUGCGCUCGCUCCAGCAGGCGAUUGCGCUGCGGUUGCGCGAAAAUCUACGAGAACAACUCUCCGCCAUCGAGUCUCUCCAGCGCAUGCACUGCCUCGAGCCCGCCACGCUUCGCGCCAGCCCCGCUUCCGUUUCUUCGCCUCGCACCCCGUUCGCCGAAGGGGUUCUGGAGGCCGCGGGGCGCCUCCCGCGAGUGCGUGAGACAGGCGCGGCGGAGAGAGAAGGACGGUCCGAGCGGGAAGGCGAGGGCGGGAAGUCCGCGAGAGAGGUCGAGCAGCACGUUGCGUCUUGCCUGGCGUUCUUGCAGACUCAAGUAAGGAAAGAGCAAGAGAGACAGCGCGCGCUACUCGCGAAACACAAAAUGCUGCUGGAGGAAGAAGAGAGGCAGAACGCAGAGUGGCGAGAGAAGGCGAUCCGCGGAAGAAGGGAGAGGGAGGACACCAAGGACGAGAGAGAAACCGCAGGAACCCAAGGCGACCCAGCGAGGGACGGCUGGCGGUGCCAAGGGCCUCCAGAUCCUUCGUGUCGGAAACAGCUCGGGGAACGGGCUGAGAGAGAGCGAGAGAAGGAAGAGCGAGAAAGGCACGAUUUGCUGGCGCGGAGGUUUCAAGAAUCAGACGCUGAACGUGUCGAAAGACAAGCGCGACAGAGUCAACCUGAUGCCAUCUCUCCUGCCGAGCAUUCUGCUGCUCGUCCGUCUCCGGCGUUUGGUUCCGGGGAAAAGCUGCAUGCGCCUUACUGCCGUCCCCACUCCGCCCUCUCAUCUUCUCUGCCGCCCUGUCGACAUUUGGAAACGCAGGUGGACGCACCGAUCGCUGAAAAGGAGAGACGCAGACGCCGUGCGUCCCUCGGAGACAUCGACUUGCAGCGAGGGGCUCUCCAGUUGGCAACGGAGAGCGGAAGGGAGGAAGAACGCGAGACCCAACUCGCGCAACUCGAGCUCCAGCGCCGACAGCUUCUCGCCCUCAGAGAAGAAAGGCUGCGCAUGCAAAGUGAGAGGCGCCGACUGCAGGACGCGCGGGCAUGUUUCCUCCAGCGCGCUCCCCAAGGGGGCGUUGGCUAUCGAGAAGAACGAAGGCGAGGAGGAGAAGACAACGAAGCGGAGGAAGACACUCAGAGCGGAAGAGAACCCACCGAAGAAGGGUCUUUUCUGGGCGAGAGCGAGAUGCAGAGUGCGUGUUUUCUCGCGAAGGACAGUUUCCACACACACACUUUCCGGGCGGACGCCCUGCAGGAAGACGUGGAUGUGCCUCCGUCUCUCUAUCGAUGGGAUGCGCGGUUCUCGGAGCUUCUGUUCGAAGACAAGCGCGUUGGGGACCGGGCCGGCAAGGCCAGCGAAGAGUGGCCUUUGUCUCCCUCGCGGGUCCCACAGGCAAAGAUCCCCUCCACAUCGUCUGCGUCGGUGGCGGCCGUUUCGGGAUUUCCACGUGCGGGGGCGAUGGUGCAGAGGAAGAGCGAUCUCCGCGAGUGUCGGCGCCUCACGAGAGAGCGCGUGGCGGCGCGACGGCGGCGCGAGCAGGAGGAAGCGGAGGCGCUGGAGGCGGAGUUGGAGAGGCGGAGACGGAAUCUGGCGAAACUUUCGGAGAAAACUCGGAAACUGGUGCAGAGACACUUGCAAGUUUCAAAAAGCUUUUCCGUUGACGCAGACGAGCGAGGCGACAGCCAGAGACACCAGAGUGUCGGACCCGUUCUCCAGUCUUCGGUGUGGCCUUUCUUCUUCCCUUCUCGCUCUUCGAAACCUGAGAGCAUUCGUAGCGAGCGCAGCAGUCUCGGGGGUGUCUACGGUGGACCGCCUCUCCCUUUUCUUCCUCCGUUCUGUUGCCGCUUCUGCUUUCACAAAGUUGUUGUGCCUUCUACGUUGCCUUCUUCCGUUCCUGUUCUUCCUUCUCGGGCCUCGUCCCUGGCGCCUGCAGCGACUGCGGGGGUGUCUUCUGUCCCCAGUCCCGACAGCGCCGUCCUGCCCCGUCCCCUCUCACCCAAAAGCCAGGAAAGGACACCCUCUCGCCACACUGUCUCUGGCGGUUCCGGGUCUACUCACGUCAUUCUCCUCACCCCCACACACGUGCGUGGCCCAGGGCCUUCAGCUCCCCCGCCACUGUCUCCUGCCGUCGACGGCGUGCCCUUCCCGUCGCCACCUCUGCACUCCCGCUGCAUCUGCGGUCGCACGACCGCUAGUUGGGCUCUACAGUCCCCGUCACCGCCCGCAACCAGGGGUGCACUCGGGGACCGAGAGGCGGUGAAGGAAAACGAAUGGGUCAGAGAAGGUGGGGAAGGAGGAGAGGAAUUGGUGAGAGGAGGAAGCGAAGAGAGCAGAGCAAGUCAUGCCUUCUCGCCGAAAGAGGGACGAAGUGGGCCAGAAAAAGCGCAAGACAAAUGGGAGUGUAGGAUGCCCCCUGGUCAAAACAAUCUCUUGAAGGCGGUCGCAGAGCGGCGAACACACGACAGAAAGGGCGAACGCGCUGGAACGCCGACGGGCUCUCUUUCUCCCCGUUCAAAGAACCUGCUGUCUCCCUAUGGAGACGAAGGAGAUUCCUCGCUGCAGGCCGCUCGCGACCUUCUAGAGAAAGAAAUGAUGCAGCGACUUGUUUCGAAACAGAAAAGUUAUAACCUUUCUCCCUCUUCGUCUUGCACGUCCUCCGGGGAUGCCUACGUCUCUCCAUCGCGUCCUGGAAAGUUCGACGAGAUGGUCGGCGGACCUCCGGUGUUUCUUGCGUCGAGAACUGGACCGGAACGCACAAAUCGAGAAUGUAGAGAAGCAAAAAGGGAGGAGCCUGCAGAAGGGGAGAUCCAGGGUGAAGAGCUACCUUCGCGGAUUAGGAUGUGCGGCGUGCUUGAUGCAGCCACCUCCCCCGUUCAAGUUCUUCGGCCUUCUGCGAGGCGGUCGACCUCGUCGAGCGAGAGAGAAGAAAGAGAAGAGAGAGGAAAGGACGAACGAGCCCAUUCGACAGACCGGAACGCCCACACACACCGCGAAGGAGACGUGGGAAGAAAAGGAAGACACUUCCAAGGAGCGGCGCAUCCGACUUUCCGCUCGCACCGCCAGUCGCCACUGCCGACGAUGUAUCUGUCUCCUCGUGCGCCCAACUGUGGAGACACAUCAUGGGACGAACACCAGAGAGGCCCAGUGAGGCGCGAUCGCGCCUGUUCGCCAGUCCUCGUUCGCUUUCCUGAGUCUUCUGCGAGACACGCAGCUCCGGCACCUCGCGUUGGCCCUCAGUCUCGCAGGCGUUCUCUUUCUUCUCCCGGUUUCCGAGAGAGUGUGCGCGGCAUUUCCCCUCCCUCUCCAGUGUCAAAAGCGCCGGGUGUCUCGCCGCUUCAACCGCUUCCUUGUGGCUUUUCGUCCCCACCUUUGUCUUCCUUCCCUCAAGGCUUUGCCAAGGACACAAACAGAGACGGAGAUGCUCUCCGCUUCUCUCCGGGCCAAGAGGACCUCGCCCCGAGGGACGCCUCUGUGAGAGGGAACCCCUCACCGAUCGUGGUGUCUCCUUCUCUUCUGAGCUCGUCCGGUUCGUCUCCCCAUCCCGGCGGCUUCGCUCACUCCGUCGAGAGGAAAAGAGACUUUUCUCCGUUGCCCCGCGGGAGUGUCUGGACGGCCGGGAGCGGCGAGAGUAGCCUCACGCCUCUUCCGGGCUCUUUCGGACCCGUCGUGCCUCCGCCACCUUCCCCUCCAGGGUGUGGGGUCUUCUCUCAGGCUUCCGGGACCUGUCAGGGUGGCGGAUUUGUCGAGGAACCGCAGGGAGGAGACGCAUCGCCGGAGAGGCGGACUCAGGUCGAGGCUCCGCGCUCUUCCGACGCAGGCGAAGACCUAGUGAAGAAGCUGCUCGUGGGGAUCUACGAUGUCAUUGGGGAGCAAGAAGCGGAGGCCUUCGCCUCGGAAGUCGCCGUUUUGCGGGGAGCAGAAGGCCACGGGGAAGACGCGCAAGCUGCAGAGACGGUGGAAACGAUUCUCCGGUCGCUAUCUCGCUUUCGGGAAAGGAGACUUUCGGGCCCACCCCGGCCUGACAAGGCGCCAGCGGGCGACGCCCGUCGAGGCGCGCCAGAGGACCAGCGGCAGGUGGAGAGUCGGGCGACAACCGAGAGGCGACGCACGGACGCAGGGGCCUCGGCAACCCCCGGCAGCCGAGUCUUCCCGACACCCCAGCCGUCUGUGGUGUCGUGUCAGAUAGGCAAGGAAGCAGGUGACCGGCCUUCUCAGCCGCGUGUCGCCUCAGCGGGGUCGCCGAGCGCCAGCCCUCGUGGCGAGCGAGCGGCUUCGUCGUCUCGGGUGCGCCCUUCCUCGUCGUUGUCUCCUGCGCGUUGCGUGGUCCCUCCCCGUGCUUCUCCCCAAGGAAGCAACGCGACUCUGAGGUCGAGUUUGGCCUCUUUCCCGGAGGGCUCUUUGUCUCCGUCUCCGCACGCGCCCUUGUCUCCCUUUCCGUCAGCAGGCCUUCUGUCUUCGCCAUCGCCUGUCUCCCCGCGCCCGUCUUCGUCCCUCGGGUACCUCUCCUCGUCGCUCGCCGUCGCGGUCGAUGCCGCAGGCGAGAAGAGGGCCGAGCGACGGGUCCCUGCGCCGCUCCAGCCUGGCGCCCUCCAGAGUCCGCGGAGUCCGCGGCCCGCCCGCCACUUCGCGUGGAGCCCAGCUAGCGGUGUCGCGCCAGCUGCGGAGGGCGAGGGAGACAAGCCCCGUGGGUCGCCCCGAAAGGAGACACCUGUCCCCAGCCACCUCUCGGGGCCUUCACUCGACCACAAAGAGUUGAUUGGGGCGAUCGUCGAGCAGGUGAUGGCCAGACUGAAGAGAGAGCGUCUUCCGCUGUAUUCCCGAAAGGGAGAGAAGAGUUCGUCCCGGAAAGUGAGAAGCAGAGAGCGCGAGGAAGGCCGGGAGAACGCCUCUGCCGAAAGUCGCCUGUCAGGUGUCUCGGUCGCUUUGGGGCUGAGCGGAUCGAGUGUGGAAAGCGGCGAACUGGAGGAGGGCGAAGUCCAAGACGCAGAGAAGCUGAAUGUGCCCUCACUGGGAGACGACGCCGCUUCUCAUCAGGCAGGCACGCCGUUGCCUGUCUCUCCUCCCUCUGUGCAAAGCUGGAAACAGCCUUCUUCACAUUCUCUGUCCCGUCAGAGCAGACAAACACCCAGCUGUUCUCUCUCGGCCCUCGCGUAUCCUCUACAGCGAGAGGAUGUACCAGAGCUGGGAGGCCUUUCUGCGUCGCCGGACCUUCUCGCUUCUUCCGCCUCGGGUCGAGGCGCCUCCUUUCCAGUUCGCUGGAGCGACGAGACAGCUUUGACGCCUGUACUGUCCUCCGGUCUGAUAUGUUCGGCUGCCGUAUUUCCCACUUCGCCGUGUGGGGUCGGAGCCGGUGUGAGCCGACCCUCCAGCCCGUUGUCGCCGGCGUCUGCAGCACGAGCAAGGAGACCCGAAGACAGAGAAGAGGCAGCUGGAGAAACCGAGACUCAAGGAGACACGGCCCUGGGCGUUUCUGGGGGAACGGCGAGCGCAGAGGCCUCGCCGUCUUCGGUGCGUUCGUCUCCCCACAUCCAACCGAGACGGGGCCGCGCCAGGGAGGUUCUUGGCGAGCCUGUUCGGCUCAGUUUUGCAUCUCCGUCGCCAGAUGGAGAACGCGACACGUGGCAGAGAAAAGAAAACCUCGCUUCUUCGUCUCCGCCAAGAAGCCUUUCUCCUCGACAAAGGCAACUUCCACUGCUGUCUCCGGCCUCGAUUCCCGCUUCGCCCACUCUGGCGCAAGACCAAGACUCCAAGAGCUCGCCUCUCGACAAGAGCCCAAAGACCAAGGAAGGAUCGAUGUCUCCUCUUCGUGACCCGCAGGGGUCGCCUCGCCGUCCAGUGUCCCCGCGGGAAGCACUGGCAGCGCGGGCCGAAGUGGAAACGGCGCAGCUCGCGGCCUCUCCGAGGAGUCGAGGAGAAAGAGGCGCGACAGAGGAAGCAACUGAGGAAGCACGUGGCUGCAGAGUCGUGGUCCCAGAAGAGGGAGAAACAAAAGGCGAUGCUGCGCAGCCUCAGAGUCCAGCGGAGUGCACAGAGGCGGGAGAUCUGCCCCCGCAUGAUAUCGCUGGAGUCGAUCGAGGCCCGGUGGUCGUCUCUCUUCGGUUCUAUCCGAAAGAUGGGCAAAGAGGAGACUCCCUUUCUGUCUCGCUGCCAGACUCUCCGCAAGGAGCUCCCGGCCCGCAGGCAACUGAAGAGAACUGCGGAGAGGCCCAGGCAGCAGAAAAAGCGACUUUUCCAUCUCCUUUCUGUCUGUCGGCAGAUGUGCAGGUGACCUCGGAUUCGGCGGGUGACGAUACACCGCUCGACAGAGACGUGGAGCCUGGCGAAGUGUUCGACCUCGGGGAAGGCCCAGAGAAUGUGUACGUCGUGGGAAUGCUGAGGCAGGAAGAUGGACGGGAACAGACAGAAGAGACAACUGCAAGAGGGAAGCGAGAAGCAGUGGAGAGCGCGACCGGCGAGACUGGGGAGAGGGGACAGGUGCAUGCACAAGACAAAUGCAGAAUUCUACAGGAACCUGAUUUGCUCCCGGACACCCAAAAACUCGGGGGAAGUUCCCCGAGAAGCGGUCCUGUCAGCCAGGGCGGCGCAGCUCUCUUCCCGAGGAGAGAUGAAGGUGGAGGCCUCGCUUCAUUCGAGAUGGAAGAGCGGGUGCCUCCGUCUCACCCUUCUUCCGGCUUCGACAAAAACGGACCCCAUUCGCUCGUUCCAGUUCCUGACGGUGACCGCUGCGACGGGUUGCGUGCUCAGUUGCCAGGAGACAACGGAGAGGCGGCAAACGUUCUCCCUGGUUCUCUCACGCUGUCUCCUCGUCGCCCUGCGCAGUCUGGGCUGUCUUUGCCUUCCGGCAAACACAUUUGCGAAAAGGACGCAGACGAGGAAACCGACGGCGUCCCGAGAGUGGCCGAAGCGGAGCUGGAGACGAGAGCCGAUUUUUCGCGAGAGAGAGGGAAACUCGAGUCGGCCUCUGUCGCUGAGAAAGCACCAGAGGGCAUAUGGGGCGAAGAAGAGAUUUCCUCGGAAGAGGAAGAAGAGAGCGAGGUUGGCGACGAUUUUCUCCAACUCAACCCUGCGUUGCUGCCGGGGCCGCUGCGCAAGAGCAACCAGGUCGUGGACUCCUCCCCAGAGGCAGCUGUGCGGAUCGCGUUCGCGCUCAUGAUCGUCAAACGCGGAGGAGAGCUGCUCGACGCUCUGGUGACCACGACAGACACGCAGACGGACAAAACUCUCUAUCGAGAAAUCCACGCCCUGGUGAAUCACUGUGCGCGAGAGAGUCCGUCGGCCGUCUGCAUCUCCCGAGAUUUUGUCGAGUUAAUCCUCGAUUUGAUUCACGACGUUGUCUCAGACCCUGACCGUUGCUUUGUGAGCACCAACCGCUGGCAGACGGAAGAAGCUCAGCAGAGACGGGAGUUAAAGCAGAAAGCCUACUCGACCUUCCCCACUCUCGCGCGCUUUUUCUCUGCCGAACAAGACAGAAAAACCUUCACUUGGCGGGAGCUCUUUGAAUGGGUUUACUCAGCUGCCUCGCUCGGCUUCUUCGCCCCUCUCUCUGCCGCAUCGCCUUCUUCGUGGCAUCGAGGCCUUCUGCGCGAUCCCGCCUUCAAACCCGUGUCUACUCUCCCGGACCUCGUAGGCGACGACGUGAUGGGACUUGCCUUUUCCCACCACAAAGGAGCUGAGUCUUACGUGCGUCAUCUGAAUCUUGUUUCGCAUCCUGAGUGUCUUACCAUUGGGGAUCCGAGGCACGGCUCGAGUACUCUUCCUUCGCAUUCCACUCUCUGGAACUCUCGCGGUCAGGCAGACGCCGGCAUUCCGGAACGAGAAGUCCAACGACAAACCGACGAGAACGAGCGGCCCACCGUCGGCAACGUGAAUGUCGUUGUCUGUAUGUCUCCGAGAGAGAGAAGCGAACAGGGCUCUUCUCCGUGCUGUGCUCUCUCCAUGUCGCCUCGUUCUCCGCUCUCCGUCUCCCAGCGCGAGGCGAGAGACCGGCGCGGCGAACCUGCUGAGGCAUCGGCGCGAACGGAAGAGCGGGGGGGGGAGCACGACACGAGACAACAAGGGCCCCUGCUCAAGGAGGCUUCGCUGUCUCCGACACGGGACACGGACCAUGGACCGCAAUUCGUGGAUCCGUUCUCGUUCUCCCCCCAGACAGGCCGAGAGAGAAAAGAGGGACUUGCGGGUUUGCCGAACUCGACGCUCUCUUCUCCUUCUUCUCUUCUGUUCACUUGUGGAGAAGGCAGUCAAACAACCAAACAGACACCACGGUUGCCUCCUUACCCUACGAAUGUCCUCGGAAAAACAAUUCAGACCCCGUCGUUCUCUCCUCGUUCUUCUGCUUCUCCUCUUUCUUCUUCGCGCCCCUCAUCUCCUGCCUCUGGUGCGUCUUCCGCCCUGUCACCCGCUUCGCCCUCCUCGACAGCUGGAGGCGACAGGCAGACGGAGAGAGGCGCAAGGAAAACAUACCGCUGCGAAGGACAAGCCCGUCCAGGAACUGCCGCAUGCGCUCCCGGUGAAGCGCAAGACAUGCACGCGCUGGAGAGCCCCGCGCCGUAUCCGUCUGCGCUCAGUCACCCUCCGUACUCGUCGGCGGAGGAGUUGCCAACAACAGAGGGUACAGCCAGAAAAGCCGCGAGAAGCUACGACUCUGGUCUCUCUGUCUCGCCAAUUCGAGGGCUCGCGAGUGGGCAACAGAGAAGACACGGAGUCGAGACAGAAGAGACACUGCGGGCGUCUGACUCUCCCAGCCAAACGGAGAGCGACGGAGGACGCGAAAAAGAGCUUCGGUUUCUCCAUGGCGAUCUGGACCCGGAGAAACAGCACUCGAGUUCUCUGUCCUCUCCUGCCUUCACCUCCGGAGGGACUUCGUUUCGCCUCGAGUCAGUGUCUCUUCCUCCUCUCCCUUUUGAUCCGAGUCUCUCUUCUUCCGAGGGACAGGAGCAAACCGGCUCUGCCGUUUCUUCCCCGUCUUCGCGGACGGAGCCCGAGGAGGCAGACAGCGGGGCGCCGUUGCUCGCAGGCGAAGAGAAGAGAGACAGAAAAUGCCAAGAGAGCGAAACGGCGACAAGCAGAGAAAAAGAGGUGAAGACGGACGAAAGAAGAACUGAAGGGAAAGAGGGAACUGUGUUACGAGCUGCUGGCCCGCGACACUCCUUGCCAUCAUGCUUUGAAGACAGAACAAUGCCAGUGCUGUGA